AUGAAAGGCGAAAUCGAGAAGCAGGUGAUGGAGAUGCUUAAGACAGGGAUCAUCCGAGCCACUGUACCUGACAAGUUUCCUAUCUUGGUGAUGGAAGAAUUAUUGGAUGAACUGAGGGGAGCUAGCCGAUCUUGGGAGGAGCAUUUGAAGCAUUUCGGGUUAGUGUUGAGGAAGCUGGAGGAGAACAGUUGGGUGGCUAACAGGAAGAAAUGUGAGUUUGGCAUGAUCCAGAUAAGAUAUCUUGGACAUUUGAUCUCAGAAAGGAGGGUAAAGAUGGAUCAAGAUGAAGUGAGGGUUGUGAUGGAUUGGGAAAAGCCCAAGACGUUGAAGGCUUUAAGGGGGUUUUUGGGUCUGACGGGGUACUAUAGGCGUUUCGUGAAGGAUUAUGGGAAGAUUUCCAAGCCAUUGACCGAAUUGCUUAAGAAGGGGCAGUUUACAUGGAUAGAGCAAGCUGAUGUAGCCAUGACUAGAUUGAAGGAGGUCGUUACUACUGCACCAGUAUUAAUUCUACCUGACUUUGACCAACCUUUCCAUAUUGAGUGUGAUGCACCAGGAGGAGUAGGAGCGGUUCUCACACAAGGAAAAAGGCCCAUUACUUUCUUCAGCAAGGCUUUAUCGGAGGGAUCGUUGAACAAAUCGAUAUACGAGAAAGAACUAAUGGCUUUGGUCAUGGCCAUACGACACUGGAGACCCUAUCUAUUGGGCCAAAGAUUUGUAGUUCACACUGACCAAAGGAGCCUCCGAUACCUAUUGAAGCAACGCAUUACCACCCAGAAUCAACAAAAUUGGAUCGCAAAGCUCCUAGGGUAUGAUUUUGAAAUAAUGUAUAAGUCAAGGGAUAUCAACAGGGUUGCAGAUGCUCUAUCUCGAAAAAAGGAGGAAAGUACAGAGGAUGAGAAGGAAUUGAGGGUCGUGGAUGAAGCAUUGAAGAAGACAGGGGGGCACUCAGGGGUAUAUCGAACGUACCACAAGAUAGCUCAAUCAAUUUAUUGGAUAGGAAUGAAGAAAGCAGUGACUAAUUUCGUUGCAAGCUGCCUGGUGUGUCAACAACAUAAGUACUUGUCAUCUUCUCCACAGGGGUUGCUGCUACCUUUGCCCAUACCCAACGCUAUUUGGGAGGAAGUAAGCAUGGAUUUUAUAGUGAAGUUGCCCAAAUCCCAAGGGUAUGAUGUUGUAUUGGUGGUGGUGGACCGUCUCAGUAAAUAUGGGCAUUUCAUCCCACUAAAACAUCCUUAUUCAGCUCGUACCAUAGCUGAGGUAUUUGUUAAGGAGAUUGUCAGGUUGCAUGCGGUACCAAUGUCUAUUGUUAGUGACAAAGAUCCACUAUUUUUAAGUAUCUUCUGGAAGGAGCUGUUUAAAAUGCAGGGCACCCAACUACAGAUGAGCAUUGCCUAUCAUCUUGAAUCGGACGGGCAGACUGAGGUGUUGAACAGGGUGUUAGAGGGUUAUCUGAGAUGUUUUUGCUUAGAACAACCAAAGGGGUGGAGUUCAGUGCUACAAUGGGCUGAGUAUUGGUACAAUACUAGCUACCAAGAAGUGGUGGGGUGUACUCUGUUUGAAAGAUUGUAUGGGAGAUCUCCUCCUUCUCUGCACAGGUUUGUACCAGGGGAAACCUUAGUGGAAGUCGUCGAUCAGGAGCUGCAGACAAGGGACGAAGCACUGAAAUAG
This is a messenger RNA of Vigna umbellata (rice bean), 1668 nucleotides long. The record is from RefSeq and is a predicted model, not a curated record. Lineage: Eukaryota; Viridiplantae; Streptophyta; Magnoliopsida; Fabales; Fabaceae.